CUGGCGAGGAACCGCGGCAGCCACACCGAAACCCGGGCAACUUCUGCGCUCCGGCGCCGGAGUCUCCAAGGGCUGCUUUUCCUUCCUCUCUAAGCGGCUUCUCCCUCGUGCUCUUUCAUGCCAGCCAAGGCCUUCGCGCCGCCUCGGUUCCUCGGGCUCCCGCCGGCUCACCAAGGUGCCGCCGAGCUGGACAUGCAUUUCUCCUUCAGCGAGGAAGACAUUAAGCGGCACCGGCUGUUGGCCAAGUCGGUGAGUUUUGAAGUGGAAAAUGGCCCAUCUCCAGGUCGCAGCCCCCUGGAUUCCCAGGCCAGCCCUGGAUUGGUGCUUCACCCCAGCUUUCCACAAAGCCAAAGGCGUGAGUCCUUCCUAUAUCGUUCGGAUAGUGACUACGACAUGUCGCCAAAGACCAUGUCACGGAACUCCUCCAUUGCCAGUGAAGCGCACACCGAAGACCUGAUAGUGACACCAUUUGCCCAGGUCUUGGCAAGCUUGAGGAGCGUACGUAAUAAUUUCUCCAUCCUGGCAAAUGUUCCUACGCCGACAUCCAAUAAGAGAUCUCCCUUGGGCGGCCAGCCAGCUGUUUGCAAAGCCACACUCUCAGAAGAGACAUACCAACAACUAGCCAGAGAGACCUUGGAGGAGUUAGACUGGUGUCUUGACCAGUUAGAGGCCAUUCAGACGUAUCGCUCUGUCAGUGAGAUGGCAUCUAACAAGUUCAAAAGAAUGCUGAACCGUGAAUUAACCCACCUCUCUGAAAUGAGUCGUUCUGGAAACCAGGUGUCUGAGUACAUUUCCAGUACCUUCUUAGACAAGCAGAAUGAUGUGGAUAUCCCAUCCCCAACACAGAAAGAGCGGGAGAAGAAGAAGCGGCAGCAACCCAUGUGCCAGAUCAGUGGGGUCAAGAAACUCACGCACAGUUCCAGCCUGACCAAUUCCAGCAUUCCCCGCUUUGGGGUGAAAACAGAUCAAGAAGAGCUGCUCAGUAAGGAACUGGAAUAUCUAAACAAGUGGGGCCUUAACAUUUUCCGGGUUGCUGACUAUUCCAACAAUCGGUCGCUCAGCUGCAUCAUGUAUACAAUAUUCCAGGAAAGAGACUUGCUGAAAACUUUUAAGAUCCCCGUGGACACGUUAGUCACUUAUAUCAUGACACUAGAAGACCACUACCAUGCUGACGUGGCCUACCACAACAGUCUCCAUGCUGCUGAUGUCACUCAAUCUACGCACGUCCUCCUAUCUACACCGGCCUUGGAUGCUGUCUUCACUGACCUGGAGAUCUUGGCUGCAAUCUUCGCGGCUGCCAUUCAUGAUGUGGAUCAUCCUGGUGUCUCCAACCAAUUUCUGAUCAACACCAAUUCCGAGCUAGCAUUGAUGUACAACGAUGAGUCUGUUCUGGAGAACCACCACCUAGCUGUGGGUUUCAAGUUGCUGCAGGAAGAGAACUGUGACAUCUUCCAGAACCUGAGCAAGAGACAGAGACAGACCUUGCGCAAGAUGGUCAUUGACAUGGUCUUGGCUACUGACAUGUCCAAACACAUGAGUCUCUUGGCUGAUCUGAAGACAAUGGUCGAGACCAAGAAAGUGACCAGCUCAGGAGUGCUUUUGCUGGAUAAUUACACCGACAGAAUACAGGUCCUACGGAACAUGGUUCACUGUGCAGACUUGAGCAACCCCACAAAGCCUUUGGAGUUGUAUCGGCAAUGGACAGACCGGAUCAUGGAGGAGUUCUUCAGGCAAGGCGACAAAGAACGGGAGCGGGGCAUGGAGAUCAGCCCUAUGUGUGACAAGCACACAGCCUCUGUGGAGAAGUCACAGGUGGGAUUCAUUGACUAUAUUGUGCACCCAUUGUGGGAGACAUGGUCCGACCUUGUCCACCCUGACGCACAAGACAUUUUGGACACUCUUGAGGACAACAGGGACUGGUAUCACAGCAUGAUCCCCCAGAGCCCCUCUCCACCUCCAGAUGAUGCCGAGAAGGACGAAGAGGCCUGUCUAGAGAAAUUCCAGUUCGAAUUGACGCUGGAGGAGGAAGGAGAGUACUCAGAACCAUCUGAGAAGGACCACAGCAGUCCUGGAGACGAGGACAACAGCUACUACACAGCCACAGAAGAACAACACGACUCCCAGGACGGGCAGGACAGACGAACGGACAGUACAGCAGUUGGCACAUCACUUGGCACGUCAUGACUCUGGGAAGAGACAACUGAAGAAAACAAGCUCCCCUACAGAGACACACACGGUGGUUUUCAUGAGGGAGGGGUGGGGAUAAAAAAAAAUGGAAAAAAAACUCAUUUUUUUAUUUUUAUUGUAUUUUUUAUAAAAUGAAAACUAAGAAAAAAAAUGUAGGGGGGGAUGGGGAACACACACAACAACUGUAGAACCAGGUUGGCCCCAGCAGAGGGUCGUAGCCUGCUGCUGUAGUAACUGGCCCUAAGCCAGUGUUUCUCAAUCUUGGCAACUUGAAGA
Thamnophis elegans (Western terrestrial garter snake) is the source of this 2463-nucleotide messenger RNA. RefSeq names its product phosphodiesterase 4A (gene PDE4A). Gene Ontology annotation, molecular function: 3',5'-cyclic-AMP phosphodiesterase activity. Gene Ontology annotation, biological process: signal transduction. Gene Ontology annotation, cellular component: perinuclear region of cytoplasm; nucleus; cytosol. The record is from RefSeq and is a predicted model, not a curated record. NCBI's taxonomy places the organism in Eukaryota, Metazoa, Chordata, Lepidosauria, Squamata, Natricidae. The transcript is spliced from 15 exons. The coding region runs from base 118 to 2184 and encodes 688 amino acids.